Sorghum bicolor (sorghum) is the source of this 870-nucleotide messenger RNA. RefSeq names its product organelle RRM domain-containing protein 2, mitochondrial. Gene Ontology annotation, molecular function: RNA binding. The record is from RefSeq and is a predicted model, not a curated record. The transcript has 3 exons. The coding region runs from base 97 to 606 and encodes 169 amino acids. NCBI's taxonomy places the organism in Eukaryota, Viridiplantae, Streptophyta, Magnoliopsida, Poales, Poaceae.
CAGAGCCAGCGUCUUGCCUUCGCCGGCGACCCAAAAGCCGAAAGCCCGAAACCAGGAGCAAGACCGCGGGUAGGGUUCUAGCUGCCGGCGACGGCCAUGGCCGCCGCCUCCGCCGCCCCGGCCCUGCUUCGCCGCCUCCUCUGCAGCUCCACCCCAGCCUCCGCCUCCGCCUCCGUUGUGCUGCGCGCUGCCUUUUGCUCCUCCCCCGGCUUCGGCCCGUCUCCUCCGUCCUCCAUGUUCGGCGACGGCACCGAGGUCGCCAACGUGCCACCGCUCACCACGCCCAAGCUCUUCGUCAGCGGCCUUUCAAGGUUAACAACUGAUGAGAAGCUCCAGGGUGCAUUUGCUCCUUUCGGGAGGAUUCUCGAAGCAAAAGUGGUGACGGAUAGAGUUUCUGGGAGGUCAAAGGGUUUCGGUUUCGUGAGAUAUGCCACCAUAGAAGAGGCUGAGAAAGCGCGGCAGGAGAUGAACGCCAAGUUUCUGGAUGGAUGGGUCAUCUUCGUUGACCCUGCCAAGCCAAGGCAGCCAAAGCCCGCUCCUGAGCAGGACACCAGUUCCUCGCAUGUUGGCUUCACGACGAACAAGACUGUAGGAUGGUGCGGCUAGGUGGAUUGAUCUUUGAUCUUUCACAGCACAAAACUUGGAUGAUGGAUACCCGAGAGUAGGUCUGAUUGAGGAUACUAUCAGAAACAGCCAAGUGUAGACAUGGCCGGGCAAUGCAGAUAGCUGGGGACAGUUCUCCUAUGUUUGGCCUCGUUGUUUUUGCGUUCAUUCAACGUCGUUGCUCUAGCGCAUGAUGAUGAUUGGUGCAAAGUUGAUUAUUCUAUUUUUUUAAAAGUUUAAGGGCAUAAGCCCCAGUCUUUCAAGUAA